AUGCUGCCUCAGUUGAUCUAUUCAGGUUAUUGUAGUGUGGAAAAAAAUAAUAAUAAUCCUGCAGCCGCAGGAUGAGUCCAACAUUCUCUGAGCGCGUCCUCCGGUGGUUUCAUCCACCUGAAGAUUUCUGAGGCAAUUCCCAUCAUACCAGCGGCGGCAGCGCAGCACUUGGAAACGCUGAAUCAAUUUGAGAGAGAGGGAGAAAGAGAGAGAAAGAGAGAAAGAGGGAGAAGGAGAAGGGACAGCGUCGGCGGCGGCUCUGCAGUGGAAUACGCGCUUAUCUGAGGAAAGCUUGGAGCGACGUUGCGUUUUUUUUUGACUCUAUGAUGGCAUUACUGGAUUUUAACAACAUGUAACUCCUGGGUUCUUCUCACUUCACAAAACGCCUCAGUCAAAUCUCCUGACAGCCUAAGAAAGAGGAAAAAAAGAACAUCUGUUUAUCUGCAUACUUCUAUGUUCAAGAAACAAGAGGAGAAAACAGACUGACAGAGGACAAAUGAGAUCUCAGAGGAUGUGGAAUUAGAGGGAACAAAUUGAUGCUGGAGGUCCGAAGGGAAAGUAAACCUUAAAUCCACCAGUGUGGAGUCACCUCACCUGUAUCUCCGGAUUAAAGAGCAGGGUCAUGUCCCAGUUGCCAUGCGCAUCGCCACGCUGACCUGCCUUCCCGGCCCUUCCCCCUUCCUCUUUCUAUUGGUCCAUCUGCUCCUGCGGCUCUUUCUCAUCCUCCACGGGCCGGAAAUAACGGGAGCCUCCUCCACCUGCCCUUCCCUUUGCACGUGCUCCAACCAGGCCAGCCGAGUCAUUUGCACCAGGCAGAACCUGGAGCAGGUGCCUGAAAGCAUAUCCGUCAACACGCGAUACCUCAACCUGCAGGAGAACUCGAUACAGGUCAUCAAAUCGGACACCUUCAAGCAGCUAAGGCACCUUGAAAUUCUUCAGCUUUCCAAGAAUCAGAUAAGACAAAUUGAAAUCGGAGCAUUUAAUGGCCUCCCCAACCUCAACACGCUGGAGCUCUUUGACAACCGCCUCACGUUGGUGCCAACGCAGGCCUUCGAUUACCUCAGCAAGCUACGGGAGCUGUGGUUACGCAACAACCCUAUUGAGACCCUCCCUAGUUAUGCCUUCAACCGUGUGCCCUCCCUGCGUCGCUUGGACCUGGGUGAGCUUAAAAAGUUGGAAUACAUCUCUGAUGCAGCCUUUGUUGGCCUUGUCAAUCUACGGUACCUGAACUUGGGUAUGUGUGGGCUUAAAGAUAUUCCCAAACUGACACCCCUUGUGCGUUUGGAAGAGCUGGAGUUGUCAGGGAACCGCCUGGAGAUAAUUCGUCCUGGAUCUUUCCAGGGACUGGUGUCUCUUAAAAAGCUGUGGCUAAUGCACUCACAGGUUUCUGUGAUUGAGCGCAAUGCCUUUGAUGAUCUAAAAAACCUGGAGGAGCUCAAUCUCUCACAUAAUUCCCUGCACUCCUUGCCUCAUGAUCUUUUCACACCCCUUCACCAACUGGAGAGGGUGCACCUCAACCAUAAUCCUUGGGUCUGCAAUUGUGAUGUACUUUGGCUUAGUUGGUGGCUGAAGGAGACAGUGCCCAGUAACACCACCUGCUGUGCACGCUGCCAUGCUCCUCCAGUUCUCAAGGGCAAGUACAUUGGAGAACUUGACCAGAGCCACUUCACCUGCUUUGCACCCGUCAUUGUAGAGCCCCCUACUGACCUUAAUGUGACUGAAGGGAUGGCUGCAGAGCUGAAGUGUCGCACAAGUACCUCUACAACGUCCGUUAACUGGAUUACUCCCAACGGUACCCUAAUGACCCAUGGGUCUUACCGAGUCCGGAUUUCUGUUCUACAUGAUGGCACAUUGAACUUCACAAAUGUUACCCUGAGGGACACAGGCCAGUACACUUGCAUGGUUACCAAUGCUGCUGGAAACACUACUGCAACUGCUGUCCUCAAUGUUACUGCUGCUGAUGCCCUUGUCAACAUCACCUUUUUUACAACUGUUACUGUGGAAACAGAUAAUGGAGGACCCAAUGAUUAUGCACAGGUUGAUGAGACCACCAUAUCCAUUCCCUCUGACCUAUUGUCUGAGGUAGUUCCUACCACAGAUUCCUCUCUAACUGGUGGUUGGUUGUCCUCCUCUCCACGGGCAACUCGCCCAACUUUCACUGUGCCAUUCACGGAACCAGGUUUCUCUGGCCUGGAUGAUGUGAUGAAGACCACCAAGAUCAUCAUUGGCUGCUUCGUAGCCAUCACUUUCAUGGCAGCAGUGAUGCUGGUGGUGUUCUAUAAGCUGAGGAAGCAGCAUCAGCUGCACAAACAUCAUGGCCCUGCUCGUGCAAUUGAGAUCAUCAAUGUGGAUGAUGACCUAGGUCCUGGGGCUAGUGGCCGGGGCAGUGGAAUAUCUGGAGGCUCCACUGUAACACAAAGCGCAGGGAGUGGAUUAGGAGGAUGUCAGAGUCUCAGGUUGCACCAUCCAGAGAUUGUGAAUCUACCAAACCUAGCUCGAUCAGAGCACCUCAACCACUACUACAAAACACAUCAUUUCAACAGCAACAUGAUGGGCCUUGGGAUGGGCACAGGGCCAGGUGUGGGCCUCAACAACAACAACAACCCCUCGCCAUGCUCUCAAGCGCAGAGCAUAUCCUGCUCCCAGGUUCCAUCUAGCACUGGUGGGGGGACGUCCACUGGUGGCACCCUUCCGUCCAACAUAGCCCUGCCUCAGUUGGGUCUACAUAGUUCUCUGAAAGGCCUGAUAGGAAAAGGCCAAAAUGAACCACUCCUUUUCAAGAGCGGCUCAAAAGAAAAUGUGCAAGAGACCCAAAUCUAAAAAAGGUAGACGUUUGAGAUAGCAAGACAAAAGGAGACAGGAGACCAGUCCCACCAACAGCAUCUGCACAGUCUCAAAUGUCAGAAUUACUCAUUGUGUGCAGCUUGAUAUGGUAUUUGCCAAAGCUCAAGAUCAAGCAUUUUCUCUCAGCGGACAGAAAUGAACAAUGCACACCUGCAGUGAACCCUUCAAGGAUGUAUACAGAUUGCUUCGUACAUUUCCAGAUGCAUUCAGUGUAUAUAUUUGGAGGGGGACAUAAUAGUGGCCAUUGAACAUGUUGUCAGAUUAGUGUUUGGCAAAGGCAGGGAAUAGCAAACAAUGCUUUGUGUGGGCAAAGCAGAGCAGUCCCAGGUUUUCAGGAAAACCCAGAGGAAGCAAAAUAGGAGCGGAGCAGCAACGCCGCUUGGAAUAUCAGAACAACAAAAAGUGAUUUUGCUCCUUACUUUAUCACUAUUUUCAAUUUUACACGUUACUGGUUACUGUCUUCUUUAAAAGAAUGGAAAUAUUAUGAAGGAGUGAAGGACAACUAUAGAGCGAUAUAUAAAGAACUGAAGGUACAUAAUAUAUAUACCGUAAAUAUAUUUUCAUUCAAAUAAAUUAUGAAAAAUCUUUAUCAAGCUAAUGAGUGACCACUACAACAACUGAAGAAAAUAUAUAUUUAAAAAAAAAAAGAUUUAAGUACAUGCCCUGCUGUUUUAGUUUAACAAUCCCUCUUAAAACUUCCUGGAACUUGAAAUACAAAAAGCCGCCCUGACUGCUCUUCCUCUGGAUACAUGUGAAAGAAAGAAGCCACAACGCAGACCUGACAAAGUGAUGAAAACCAUAUUAUUUUAGUCUUGAUCUUUGUUGUAUCCACAAACGCUGUUUUCACUUACAGAAACAGAGUCUGUUAUUCUCUGCUGCAAAACCAUGAAACACGACAGGAGCUUUGAAAUUUGUUUUUCCCUCUAUGAUGGCACUCUAGUAUUAAUAAUAAUCACUCCGAUAAUAAUGAUAACAAAUUCAGCUUUAUUUGUCAUUAGGACAUUACUCUGCAGUUAAAAUGGUGUUGCAGAAAAUUAAUUUCUUGAAAGUUUAACAAAUCAUUUAAAAUAUUAAUGAUAUGAAAUGUCAAUGUUAUUGUGCUAUCAUUAUUAUUGUUGAAGUGACUAUUAUUGUUACUGCUACUGCCCACAGAUAACUGAAGAGUGACUUUUUUCAUUUGUACAUGACGCUGAUAUCAUUUGGCCGAUCUAACAUGCCACUUAACGAACUCUGUAAGCGUCAGAAGGAAAUGACCUGGCUCAUAAAAGGGCUUCCUUGAGUCCGACCCUCAUCGACCCUUUCUGAUGGGACACCAUUGCUAUAUGACAUAAAGCACGAAGACUGCACAUAUUUGCAGAGGAUUAUUUCCCGACUGUAUCUCAGUGUUAUGAGUUGGUUUGAUGGCAGCGGGGUGCAAAAAUGGAUGAACAUUUUUUUUAAAAGGUAAGAAAAGCUUGUUUGUUGAAGGAGGAGGUGGCAUUUAGUGCAGUAUUCAGUGGUGGGCGAAUUUUUUUCUAAAGAAAAAGGACAAGUAAAUAAAAAAAAAA
Cyprinodon tularosa is the source of this 4391-nucleotide messenger RNA. RefSeq names its product leucine rich repeat containing 4Ba (gene lrrc4ba). Bases 637 to 2820 code for a protein of 727 amino acids. The transcript has 4 exons. Gene Ontology annotation, molecular function: protein binding. Gene Ontology annotation, cellular component: plasma membrane. Lineage: Eukaryota; Metazoa; Chordata; Actinopteri; Cyprinodontiformes; Cyprinodontidae. The record is from RefSeq and is a predicted model, not a curated record.